AAUGAUUAUCAUCCAAAGAAAAAAUUUGGCGCCAUAAUUGAUUUGUUUUUUGUUUGUCGUCAUAUUUUCCGGAUUCACUUCUUGUUUUACCAAAAACAAAUAUGGAAACCAUACAUCCAGCAAUGAUAUAUGAUCCUGGUCCGUUAGAUAAUAAUGAUAAUUUAUCGAAAAAUUUUUAUAAUAAUCAUCAUCAUCAUCAUCAACAACAACAACAACAACAUCAUCCGGAAUUGGAACAUUUAGCCAAAACAAUGCCAAAACCAACAAUAAUCAACAACAACAACAACAACGAUGAAUCAAAUUCAACAAAAUCACCAUCGAAUAAUAGUACAAAUAUUCGAUCACAAUCACGAAUGUCAAUUUCACAUGAUAAAGGAUUGCUUAAUAUGCCUGGACAGAAUAAUUGUUUUCUUAACAGUGCUGUACAGGUUCUAUGGCAUCUGGAUAUAUUUCGUAGAAGUUUUCGUGAAUUACAAGGACAUGCCUGUAUGGGUGAUUCAUGUAUUUUUUGUGCUUUAAAGGAACUAUUCAAUCAAUUUCAAAGUAGCACAGAAUCAGCAUUACCACCCGAUUCAUUACGUUUUGCAUUAGCACAAGCAUUCAGUGAUCAACGUCGAUUUCGACUUGGAUAUAUGGAUGAUGCUGCCGAAUGUUUUGAAAACAUCUUAUUUCGUAUACAUUAUCAUAUAACCAAUGAAGAACUUGAUUCAAAAUCUCAAUGUUCAUCACAUUGUAUACCUCAUGAAAAAUUUUCCAUGAAUCUAUUCGAACAGAUCAUUUGUUAUUCAUGUGGUGCCACCUCCGAUCCAUUCAUAUUUUCACAGAUGGUUCAUUAUAUUUCUACCUCAGCAUUAUGUACGGCUGCUACUUCCUCAACAUCAACAUCACUGUCAACAUCAACAUUGACAUCGACAUCAAUACACAAUGGAGUUGUCAAUGUCGAUAAUAAUAAUAUUAGUCAUAACAAUGCUGUUGAUGAUAAAAUCAUGAAUUUCGGACAAUUGAUUAAAAUGGCCAAUUCAAUGGGCGAUAUUCGUAAUUGUCCGAAAAUGUGUGGCGCAAGAAUGAACAUUGAAAAACGAUUACUCAAUAGACCUGAUAUAAUAAGCAUUGGUCUUGUAUGGGAUACUGAUCAUCCAUCAUUGACAUUCAUUCGAAAUGUCUAUCAAUUGAUUGGAACGAAUAUUCGUCUGAAUGAAUUAUUUAAUUUGAAAGAAACCAAUUCGUUUCAUCAUCAACAACAACUUGAUGAUAAUCAACAAUUAAAUUUAGUUGGUUUGGUUACCUAUUAUGGCAAACAUUAUAGUACAUAUAUAUUCAAUACAAAACUUUCACAAUGGAUCUAUUUUGAUGAUGCAACGGUACGGGUGGUUGGAUCACAAUGGCAACAAGUUGUUGAAAAAUGUAUCAAAGGCCAUUUUCAACCAUUAUUAUUAUUAUAUUCAAAUCCAAAUGCAAAAAUUAUCAACACAAAAAAUGCUUUAAAAGAAAUCAUACCGAUGACGGUCAUUAAAAAACCUGUUGUCGAUGAAAUUGAACCAUCAUUGUCAGUAAAUUCUUCUAGUAAUAUAGUCAAUCCACUUCCACCCACCACUAUUACAACUAGAAAAUCACCAAUACCACCGCCUAUACCUCCUCAUAAUCUUUUGUCAUCAUACGUGAAGCCAAAAUCCACCGAAACAACAACAAACAUUAAUAAUUCAAAAUUAGAUACGAUUAGUCAUCAUAGUAAUCAUCAUCAACAAAAACAACAUCCAGCAUUAUAUCGACAUAAUGUUGCACAUUAUAAUUCGGAUGUGCCUGAUUCACCAUCGGCUACCUCGACCACUUCAUAUUUCAGUGAUGUAGGUGCUGAUUCAACCGAUGGUUAUAUAUCAAGAAAAACUGUCGAAAACAUAAUCAAAAUUCAACAAAGAUCAACAAAAACUUCGCAAAAUUUAUUAAAAUUAGAUAAUCAUUCAUCAACAAUGCUCAAUAAUGGUGUAUAUGAUGAUCGAAAAUAUAAUCGAAAUAGUUCAAGUAGCAUCGAAUCAUUUGAUCUAGUUGUUCGCAGUUCUAAAAUAUCUUCUACUUUGUCAACAACAUCAAUGAUGAUGAAUCAAAUCAAUAGCUGUUUAUUGCAACGAAGAGAUUCCGGAAACAGUGAUCGUGCAUCAAGUGUUUCGUCAAAUGAUACAUCAUAUCAACGUCAACAAUUGAUGACAAAAAAUUCUAAUCGAAAUACUUCAACAGCUAAAAAUGCUUCUGAUCAAGGUUAUGAUUCAUUUUCAUUGUCCAGUUCUGAUAGUUAUCCAUCAACUAUUUCGCCAUCAAAAUUGAAUAGCCGUUUGAAACAGAUUCCUGAAGAUGAUAGCCAACUGAUUGACAUGGUUAAUAAUCUGUCGACAAUAGAUGAAUGCGAUAAACUUUGUUCGGAAGCGGACAUUCUUUUAUUACGAUCACAUGAAAAAGAACGUGAAGGAGAUUUACGUGCGGCAGCUGCAUUAAGUGAUUCAGCUGCUGCAAAAGCAAGAUUAGCUAUGGACAUACCAUACAGUAAUCAUCAAACGUUAAUAUCCGCCAAAAUGAAACAUAGCAUGUGUGUAAUGCGUUCGGCAAGCUUACACAAAAGAGUUGUUGAGCUUGAAACUGAAGAAAAACGAUUAUUGAAAGCUGCCGCAUUGGAAGCGGCGUCUCAUCAUAGUCGACAAUCAAGCCGAGAUAGUAGCUAUGGACGACAUAGUCGUCAAUCUAGUCGUGAUAAUAAAGACCCAACUAAAGUGAUCACAACUUAUAAACAAGAUGCAUCCAUUGAUAAUCGAAUAAACGCAGUCAAAUCUAAAUCUGAUAGCAAAAAUCAUUGGCCAUCCUUAGAAAUUUAUGCUACAUUACCUAAAAAAUCUAAAAGUAAAUCGAAUACGAAAAAUUCGAUAUCGGUCGAAAAUGUUACAAACAAAUUAAAAGAUAAUGCAACAAAAUCGAUGAUAGCAAGUCGUGAUCAUCAAUUGAUUUAUGAAAAUUUACAAAUGAUUAAACCGCAAACAAAAUCAAACAAAACAUCAUCAAAAUCGAAAGUAUCUUUGAUAUCGGAUUCAGAAUUUAGUGAUUAUCAUAGCGAAUGGGAAGCCAUUCAUAAGAAAAGACCGAAAACCAAAAUAAAUGAUCCGAUCAGUAAUACGGGUUGGCAAAGUUGUCGAGAAAAUACUGAUAGCGAUGCUGGAUAUGCCGAAUUCGCUUCAUCACAUGUUUCUUCAAAGUCAUCUUUGAAUAGUAAAAAAAUUAGCCCAAAAAGUCAAUGUAAAGUCAAACGGAAAUUAAUGUUUGGUAAUUUCUUAAAAUCAAAAAAUCAAAGUCUCCCGGAUCUUCGUGAAGACAUUCAACAAUCAAACAAAAAUGAAACACCUGAAGGAAAUAAAUGUAAAGAUGAUGACAGUAUUCAUCGAUCAUCGGCUAUUGCUCAGAUCAAUGCUAAAGGAUUUCAUCAAUUACAUCGAUCAUCUGUUGCUGAACAAGGUUUCAGAUCAAAACCAUUGUUAAUCAAGGUUAAACCACCGGCUGUUAUAAAUGGUUCAAAUAAACCAUUACCUCCGCUUCCGUGUUCGCCAUCACCUUCAACACUAAACACUGAACAAAUAAAACAUCAGCAUAAUAAAUCAUCAAAAAAUGAACAGAUUGCACUGAUAGCGACAACAACGAAUACGAUUACAACACAAAUGAAAUCAGAUUGCGUUAGACGAGAGAAACCAUUGCCACCGAAACGUAAUCUAUUUCUUGAAGAAUUAAAUCGUAAACGAAGUGAAAUAUUGAAAUGUGAAAAACAAAUAAAUAGUGUUGACAAUAAUGAUCAUAACAAUGAAAAAAUUUAUUCCAAUAUUCAACCUAAACCAAUUCAGUCGCUAAGCAACAACGGACAACUGAUACAAGACAAAAAAGAAUUAAAAUCAACUGCCGGUUCAGGUCCAACACCGGUGCCAGUGAUUAGUAGAAAACCUAGCAUGUUUGAAAUUACAAAUUUCAUUUCGAAAAAUUCUCCACCACUAUCAUCUCAUCAAAAUAUUGACCAUAAUCAGAACAUUACUAAAUCAACAUCAUCAUCAUCAACAAAAGUUCAUAUGCCAAUACCAGUUAAUCCACGAUCAAAUAGACUUCAAAGACCACCCGAUUAUGAAACAACAUUAAAACGAUUACAUCAAAAACAAUCAAAUCCAAUCUAUUCAAAUCUACCACCACCAUCACCGACAAUAUCAAUGAUUAUGAAUUUGGAACAACGUACCAAUUUCAAUGAUCAAGUCAUAUCAUCAUCUAUCACUGCAAAUCAUCAUCAGCAACAAGUUAAUCAAACACAAACAUAUCAUACUUCAUCAAACGAUAAAAAAAUACCAAUGCAACGGAAUAAUAAAAAAUCUGUAAAAUUUUCCGAUCAAAUUGAAUUGGUUGCCUGUGCUGAUGAUGUGAUUGAACAUGAUGAACCAUUACCGAAUCUAUUAUUGGAAAAAGUUCUAGGCAAAACACAAAAUAUUGUCUAUACAUUACAGCAGUGAUUCUCAACCUUUUUGUUGUCGCGGCACAAUUUUAGAAUUUUUAAAUAUAUAACAGUUGCAUUUUCAGAAUUUCGCGGCACACCAAAGUGCCGCGGCACACUGGUUGAGAAUCACUGGUGUAAAU
Molecule: messenger RNA, 4644 nt
Organism: Dermatophagoides pteronyssinus (European house dust mite)
Lineage: Eukaryota; Metazoa; Arthropoda; Arachnida; Sarcoptiformes; Pyroglyphidae
Gene: ec
Product: ubiquitin specific peptidase echinus
Biological process (GO): protein deubiquitination
Molecular function (GO): cysteine-type deubiquitinase activity
Source: RefSeq, a predicted model, not a curated record